Molecule: messenger RNA, 2072 nt
Organism: Gorilla gorilla gorilla (western lowland gorilla)
Lineage: Eukaryota; Metazoa; Chordata; Mammalia; Primates; Hominidae
Gene: SCPEP1
Product: serine carboxypeptidase 1
Exons: 13
Coding region: 185-1543 (452 amino acids)
Biological process (GO): proteolysis
Molecular function (GO): serine-type carboxypeptidase activity
Source: RefSeq, a predicted model, not a curated record
GCCGGGCAGAGGGCGUGCGGGUCUCAGCAAGCUGCCUGGUCCGCCCAGGCCCCGCCCCCGGCCCAUUCAGGCCCCGCCCCCGACCCGCCCGGCCCGGCCGGGCCCGGCCCCGCCCCGUCCGCCUCCGUCACGUGAUGGGGCGCCGGGUCCCCCCUGUUGCUGAUGCUGCGGUGCGGUACUUGUCAUGGAGCUGGCACUGCGGCGCUGUCCCGUCCCGCGGUGGUUGCUGCUGCUGCCGCUGCUGCUGGGCCUGAGCGCAGGAGCUGUCAUUGACUGGCCCACAGAGGAGGGCAAGGAAGUAUGGGAUUAUGUGACGGUCCGCAAGGAUGCCUACAUGUUCUGGUGGCUCUAUUAUGCCACCAACUCCUGCAAGAACUUCUCAGAACUGCCCCUGGUCAUGUGGCUUCAGGGUGGUCCAGGCGGUUCCAGCACUGGAUUUGGAAACUUUGAGGAAAUUGGGCCCCUUGACAGUGAUCUCAAACCACGGAAAACCACCUGGCUCCAGGCUGCCAGUCUCCUAUUUGUGGAUAAUCCUGUGGGCACUGGGUUCAGUUAUGUGAAUGGUAGUGGUGCCUAUGCCAAGGACCUGGCUAUGGUGGCUUCAGACAUGAUGGUUCUCCUGAAGACCUUCUUCAGUUGCCACAAAGAAUUCCAGACAGUUCCAUUCUACAUUUUCUCAGAGUCCUAUGGAGGAAAAAUGGCAGCUGGCAUUGGUCUAGAGCUUUAUAAGGCCAUUCAGCGAGGGACCAUCAAGUGCAACUUUGCGGGAGUUGCCUUGGGUGAUUCCUGGAUCUCCCCUGUUGAUUCGGUGCUCUCCUGGGGACCUUACCUGUACAGCAUGUCUCUUCUCGAAGACAAAGGUCUGGCAGAGGUGUCUAAGGUUGCAGAGCAAGUACUGAAUGCCGUAAAUAAGGGGCUCUACAGAGAGGCCACAGAGCUGUGGGGGAAAGCAGAAAUGAUCAUUGAACAGAACACAGAUGGGGUGAACUUCUAUAACAUCUUAACUAAAAGCACUCCCACGUCUACAAUGGAGUCGAGUCUAGAAUUCACACAGAGCCACCUAGUUUGUCUUUGUCAGCGCCACGUGAGACACCUACAACGAGAUGCCUUAAGCCAGCUCAUGAAUGGCCCCAUCAGAAAGAAGCUCAAAAUUAUUCCUGAGGAUCAAUCCUGGGGAGGCCAGGCUACCAACGUCUUUGUGAACAUGGCGGAGGACUUCAUGAAGCCAGUCAUUAGCAUUGUGGACAAGUUGCUGGAGGCAGGGAUCAACGUGACCGUGUAUAAUGGACAGCUGGAUCUCAUCGUAGAUACCAUGGGUCAGGAGGCCUGGGUGCGGAAACUGAAGUGGCCAGAACUGCCUAAAUUCAGUCAGCUGAAGUGGAAGGCCCUGUACAGUGACCCUAAAUCUUUGGAAACUUCUGCUUUUGUCAAGUCCUACAAGAACCUUGCUUUCUACUGGAUUCUGAAAGCUGGUCACAUGGUUCCUUCUGACCAAGGGGACAUGGCUCUGAAGAUGAUGAGACUGGUGACUCAGCAAGAAUAGGAUGGAUGGGGCUGGAGAUGAGCUGGUUUGGCCUUGGGGCACAGAGCUGAGCUGAGGCCGCUGAAGCUGUAGGAAGCGCCAUUCUUCCCUGUAUCUAAUUGGGGCUGUGAUCAAGAAGGUUCUGACCAGCUUCUGCAGAGGAUAAAAUCAUUGUCUCUGGAGGCAAUUUGGAAAUUAUUUCUGCUUCUUAAAAAAACCUAAGAUUUUUUUUAAAAAUUGAUUUGUUUUGAUCAAAAUAAAGGAUGAUAAUAGAUAUUAUUUUUUCUUAUGACAGAAGUAAAUGAUGUGAUUUAUAGAAAAACUGGGAAAUACAGGUACCCAAAGAGUAAAUCAACAUCUGUAUACCCCCUUCCCAGGGAUAAGCACUGUUACCAAUUUAGCAUAUGUCCUUGCAGAUUUUUUUUUUCUAUAUAUACAUAUAUAUUUUUUACCAAAAUGAAUCAUUAUGUUGUUUUACUAUUUGUUUGACAUAUCAGUAUAUCUGAAACACCUUUUCAUGUCAAUAAAUGUUCUUCUCUAACAUUUUUAA